AUGGCAGAGCCUUCAAAGCUUCUUCAUGCGCCUCGCGAUGUUAUUAAGCUUAUGCUCGAGGAGCUGAAUCAAAGUGACCGAGAAGGAUUCAAGAAGUUCCGCUUAGUGUCAAAGACUUGCCGCCGCGAGUCGGAAUUCCUGUUCUUUCGGACCGUCGCGCUGCACGACAAAACCCCUUCAGCGAAGGAUGCAAGUUUUGCAGUAAUGAGGAGACUGGCGGAUAAUCAAGAUUCCAUCGUACACCUUGUUUGGGACUUAAGAGUUGGCCCGAUUGGGGAUGAACAAUGGUUCUACUUCGAAAUCCACCCUGCGCUGCAAGACAUGAUCGGAAACUGCACGAAUAUACAGUCCUUCACUUGGUUGACUCACCAUGGAACCGGAGCUGGCUAUGGUCAUUACUCAGCCGGACGUGAUCCCUUGACGCUUUUCCAUAAGACGCAGCCUUCCGCGAGGCUGGAUGUUGUCUACCGCGACCGCCAGUACACACCAAUUGAUCGUGCCCUCCUUUCAAGCCCGCAGUUGCACACUCUUGACAUUAAUGCGUACUACGAUUCCAGCGACUCGUUUGGGAGAAGCGAACUUCAGAUCCUCAAGAAGUGCUUAGUUGAAGGAAAUAGCGUCAAAGUUCUCCGUCUCGGGUUCGACGGCGUCUGGCUACCCCGUAAAUACAGCGAGCACGAUCCACGGGUGCGGUUUCAGGACUGGGAAGGCGUGACGACUGGAAAAUUGAACUUUCACUGGCAAAGGGGCGACCGAUUCCCUGCCCUAGAAGAGCUCAAAAUUCAAUACCCGCACUAUCAAUUCACACCCGACCACUGCAAUAUGUGGGCCCGUGUUAUGGACUGGAGCAAACUGCGGAAACUCGACUUGAACAGAGGCUCGCCUCGGCAUCUGUUCGCUGCUCUCAAAGACCAGUUACCGAAUCUAAAGUACCUCAAGUUUGGAAUAUGGGGCCCUAACCCAGGGAAUUCGACCUGGGAUCUGCAGCCUUUGGAUACUGGUUUACCAAUCCUAUCGGCCUUCAUCGUCUCUAUUACCGCACUUAAUGAAUUGAGAUUUAAGAGUUUCGCUUACGAGGAUUUCAUGGCUGCUUUGUCAAUUAUUCUGGAACAUCAAGGAGCACACUUGAAGAGGCUUGACAUCAGUUGUAGGGCUUACGGGAUGAACGCAUGGAAGGUGGAGCAGUAUAUGGAAGUGCUAGGGAAAGCCCCAGAUCUAGAGUACAUGAAGGCAAAAAUAAAAGAUGGUCAUCUAGAAGGGACAUGGGAAGACGGAGGAAGGGCGCUAGAUCCGUGGGACAAGUUUUUGAGCGCGGUGAAGAACGACAAAGUCGUACCGGAGCAAAAAUUGAGCAAGAAAGGGGAGAAGAAAGCGACUGGGGAUCCUUCAAGUCCUUAUAAAGGCGUGAGGGAUGCCCGGCCCUUGGCGUUCAGGAGAUGA
This is a messenger RNA of Lindgomyces ingoldianus, 1440 nucleotides long. RefSeq lists its product as uncharacterized. The coding region runs from base 1 to 1440 and encodes 479 amino acids. NCBI's taxonomy places the organism in Eukaryota, Fungi, Ascomycota, Dothideomycetes, Pleosporales, Lindgomycetaceae. The record is from RefSeq and is a predicted model, not a curated record. The transcript has 2 exons.